UGGCAUCUCUGAACAUUGUUAUUGUUUAGAUGCGUGAAUUAGUGAAAACGAUAAAAAGGAUAAAAGACAUUCGUUAAUAAUAUGUUUAGUAAACUUUUAGUCUGGUGAUAAUAUAGGUGUACAAAAGAUGUCGAAAAAAGGACGCAAAAUACGCCAGUACAGCAAGGAGGAUCUCCGACAAGCCAUAGAUGCAAUAGAUAGAAGUAACAUGAGUCUGUAUAGGGCUGCACGACAGUUUAAAGUUCCUCGGUCAACCUUGUCAGCUUACAAUGAAGAUCGCAAUCGGACCGGUAAAAUUGGCCCAACCUUAAUGUUUACAGCAGCAGAAGAACAACUAAUGGUCGCGUGGUUAAUGGAUGUAAACCAAAAGGGCCUGGUAGUACGUAGACCGGACUUGCUGGAAGCAGCACAAUGGCUUUUAGAGACUUAUCCAAGAGCAAAAAGAUGUUGCUCGAACCCACCACGUGAUAGUUGGUGUAAAUCAUUUGAGAAACGCCACCCGCAUGUUUCAUUACAUCUUAAAACAGAAGCUGAAACGUGUCCCCAGCUCUCGUUGUCACAGUGCUAUGAACAGGUGUUUCAGCAGUUAGACAGUUUGGCUGUGUUUGCAGAACCUUCACGUAUUUUUAAAUACAACGAGAUCAAAUUCGGAUUAGGAACCCACCUGUUGAGGUUUUUUGAAGUGGACGGAAAAGGAGAAAAUCGUCCAGAUUUGAUUACAACUGGUUUGAUAACUUCAGCUAGUGGUCAAUUAACCUUUCCUAUGAUUGUAUUCUCCUAUAAAGAAACAAUAUCGCUAGAUCUAGCUUCAACCGUACCGUUAUUCUAUGGAAGUGGAAAUAGUUCAACGGGAAUGAUGUCCAAGCAGACAUUUUGUUAUUUUGUAACUCGAAUAUUCUACAAAUUUUUAGUACUGAACAAAGUUCCCUUUCCGGUUGUGCUAUUUAUAGACGGUACUAAGCCAAAUAUAUCACUAGAACUUUGGGAAGCAUGCCAAAAACUAGAAAUUAGUCUUGUUUCAUAUAAUCCACACGACAGUUUGAACAACAAAAAGCACACUCCUGUUGUAACGUCACUAACAAAGCAUGUGAAAGAUAAACUCAACGAGGCACUUUUGCAAUGGAAGGAAGUAAAUCCCGACUAUAUGAUAACAGAAACAAAUUUUGGGGAGUUGCUCCAACCAGUUGUGCGAUAUGACAUUAAUCAGCAGAUGAUUGUUAAAGACUGGUCAGAGUUUCUUUUUUACCAGUGGAUUCUAGAACGUAGAAAUCGUAUAGAGGAGAUUGAAUUUGUGAGUGCUGAUCGAGAAUUAAUUACCGAUUAGCUAGUUUAAAUGAAUAAAGAAUGUUCGUGUGGACAGCAAGCGAUAAUUGAAGAUAUGCAAAAACGUUUGGAAUCGUUUACUAAUACUAAUCAACGUCUUCGAGAAAAAUACAAGAAUGCGCUGAAAAGGUGCAUGAACUUGUCGGAUGCUCUUAGCAGCAAGUUGCUUAACCCAACAAACAAAUCAGUUUUUACCGAAGUUCCAGGAUUUGUUGGACGUGAUCAGUUGGAGAAAUCCUCUACCGCUGGACUACGU
Molecule: messenger RNA, 1579 nt
Organism: Wyeomyia smithii (pitcher-plant mosquito)
Lineage: Eukaryota; Metazoa; Arthropoda; Insecta; Diptera; Culicidae
Exons: 4
Coding region: 128-1324 (398 amino acids)
Molecular function (GO): DNA binding
Source: RefSeq, a predicted model, not a curated record